GCAACCUUGAGAUUGUAUGGGGGUUCUAUAGACAACUUCGUUACUGACAAUGUGCUAAAACUUAUAGGGGAACACGCUCAGAAUUUGACUUGUCUGUCGGUGGAGGCGUGCGACCGUAUCACUAAUCUUGGCAUAGCGAAACUCGCCGAAUGUAAACAACUCCAAAAAAUUGAUUUGACAGGUGAGACCAACUUACAAUCACAGUUCCCUGUAAGCUGUGGGCACAGGAAAAGAUAAGGGCACACAUAAAAUUUAAAAUAGAAAACAAAAUUAAUUUAUUUUACGUUUUUUCACUAUUUUUUUUUAUAUUUUACUAUAAUUUUAUCAAUAAUUAAAUUGUUUAAAAAUAACCAGUACUACAUGUCCUGUACCACAUGUCCUGUACCACAUGUCCUGUACCACAUGUCCUGUACCACAUAUCCUGUACCACAUGUCCUGUACCACAUGUCCUGUACCACAUGUCCUGUACCACAUGUCCUGUACCACAUGUCUUGUACCACAUGUCUUGUACCACAUGUCCUGUACCACAUGUCCUGUACCACAUGUCUUGUACCACAUGUCUUGUACCACAUGUCCUGUAUCACAUGUCCUGUACUACAUGUCCUGUACCACAUGUCCUGUACCACAUGUCUUGUACCACAUGUCUUGUACCACAUGUCUUGUACCACAUGUCCUGUACCACAUGUCCUGUAUCACAUGUCUUGUACCACAUGUCCUGUACCACAUGUCCUGUCUUUUUCUUCUCCUUGCACUUUUGUUACCACGGCUUGAUAUGUAUCCUCAAAAGAGGCUACAUUUUUAAACACAAAAUGUGUGUCAUCGUUUGAAGAUGAUUGGUUACAAGAGUUGGUUGAAACUGAGGCAGUGAUUGGUUACAAGAGUUGGUUGAAACUGAGGCAGUGAUUGGUUACAAGAGUUGGUUGAAACUGAGGCAGUGAUUGGUUACAAGAGUUGGUUGAAACUGAGGCAGUGAUUGGUUACAAGAGUUGGUUGAAACUGAGGCAGUGGAAUCACACAGCCCAGUUUGGGUUGAACUUAGGGAAACUUUCAAGUUUGAUCCGGACAUUGGAUUUGUUUGGGACAUUGGAGUUGUAUGCGUGUGUGUUGUUUUAACAAACCUUAAGUGGAAAGGAGAAUUUGCCAUGUUUAAAUUAUGGGCUGAUUGUAAACUGGCCUACUUAAAACACCAUCUUACCAGUAAAUCUCACUGGGCAUUAGUAACUUCUAUACAAAAUUUAAAAAACCCCUCAUAGGGGAUAGGAUGGAAGGGCAUGUCUUUUAAAAUGCCAUCCCAAAGAGAACAAAGACAAUCAGAUCUAGAACAUAAGCGAUCAAACAGAGAUGUAUACCACCUUGUGUCUAACAUCAAUUGAUACAUAUCACCUUAUGUCUAACAUCAAUUGAUGCAUAUCAUUUUGUGUCUAACAUCAGUUGAUGCACAUCACUUUGUCUCUAACAUCAAUUGAUGCACAUCACUUUGUGUCUAACAUCAAUUGAUGCACAUCACUUUGUGUCUAACAUCAAUUGAUGCACAUCACUUUGUGUCUAAGAUCAAUUGAUGCACAUCACUUUGUGUCUAACAUCAAUUGAUGCACAUCAAUUUGUGUCUAACAUCAACUGAUGCACAUCACUUUGUGUCUAACAUCAAUUGAUGCACAUCACUUUGUGUCUAACAUCAAUUGAUGCACAUCACUUUGUGUCUAACAUCAAUUGAUGCACAUCACUUUGUGUCUAACAUCAACUGAUGCACAUCACUUUGUGUCUAACAUCAACAAUUGAUGCACAUCACUUUGUGUCUAACAUCAAUUGAUGCACAUCACUUUGUGUCUAACAUCAAUUGAUGCACAUCACUUUGUGUCUAACAUCAACUGAUGCACAUCACUUUGUGUCUAACAUCAAUUGAUGCACAUCACUUUGUGUCUAACAUCAAUUGAUGCACAUCACUUUGUGUCUAACAUCAAUUGAUGCACAUCACUUUGUGUCUAACAUCAAUUGAUGCACAUCACUUUGUGUCUAACAUCAAUUGAUGCACAUCACUUUGUGUCUAACAUCAAUUGAUGCACAUCACUUUGUGUCUAACAUCAAUUGAUGCACAUCACUUUGUGUCUAACAUCAAUUGAUGCACAUCACUUUGUGUCUAACAUCAAUUGAUGCACAUCACUUUGUGUCUAACAUCAAUUGAUGCACAUCACUUUGUGUCUAACAUCAAUUGAUGCACAUCACUUUGUGUCUAACAUCAAUUGAUGCACAUCACUUUGUGUCUAACAUCAAUUGAUGCACAUCACUUUGUGUCUAACAUCAAUUGAUGCAUAUCAUCUUGUGUCUAACAUUAAGAGUCCCCACUCCUCCUUCCCCACUCCUCAUUCCCCACUCCUCAUUCCCCACUCCUCAGUCCCUACUACUCAUUCCCCACUCCUCAUUCCCCACUCAUCAUUCCCCACUCCUCAUUCCCCACUCCUCAUUCCCCACUCCUCCGUCCCUUCACCUCAAUGUAUCUGUAUGAUUGUAUCUGUACAGUGUUUAUUCCUUGCUAAAGAAAAGUUGCUAAUUGUCCAUAUGUUAUGUUAGGUCAUAUUGUCAUGGUUCGCACAAUUUUUGUUAUCUUUUAAAAAUAUUUGACAAAACAAAUUCUUGGUGGCUAGUUGCUCCACAAAUUAGAGCUAAUAUUUAUUUAUUAUGACCACACUCAAGUACUUAUUAUCCACUGUGGCAACAUUUUCCUUGACUUCAUCUUUGUUGACAUUUCUUUCAGGGCUGCACAAAAUUGAUGAUUCUCCUAUUAUUGAGUUGGUACAGAAUCUCAAUUUGUCCCAUCUACAACUGGCUGAGACACGUGUGACAAGUGCGUCUCUCAACGCCAUCGCCUCGAGGAAUGUGCCAGAUCUGGUUAGAAUUUUGUUGUAUUCAUUUUGUCUGCACGUUUAUUAUCAUUGUAUAAAAUAAAUAACGUACAUGUCUAUAAAAGGAGAGGUUGAUAAAAUAAUUUGCCAUGACAGAAAUAAUAAAUCAUAAUUAAUCAGACUUGGGUGUUUUCUUUCUUAUAACUUAGAAAUGUCUUAAAUUAUUACUUGCAGAGAUAAAUAUUUGCUAUUGUUGCCAUCUUUUAAUAAUAAUUGUGUGAGCAAAAAUGCUGAGAAAUACAUUUUUAAAAAUUAAAUGGAAAUUAAUGUACAGAAAUGAUAAGACCGUGUCCAUUGUUGUCCUCCAGCUGAAAGAGUUGGAUAUCUCCUGGUGUGAUGAAAUGGAGGACUCCGAGGGUCUUGAUAAUGUUGUUCAGACUUGCACAUCGUUAGACAGGCUCAUGUUGCGAGAGUGCUGUCAUUUCUCCACUCCCCUGGACCUGUUGGCGGCAAACUGCCAUAACAUUACAGAACUCAGUGUCGCCAGCAACAUGGGUAAAAAAAGUUUGUUCAACUACGUAAAAUGAGACAAGAGUAGAUUCUUUUACUUUCCAUUUACCCUAUACAUUUAACACCAUGCUGUGUUAAAAUUGCUGUUAACAUUCAUCACAUAUAGAAGAAUUGUGAAGGAUAAGCAUUAGAUAGGAAGUGUCUGCACAUCUGCUUUAGAUCUAGGAAGUGGAACUGACAUGUUAGUGGUUUGUUUCCCCACAUCUGCUUUACAUCUAGGAAGUGGAACUGACAUGUUGGUAGGCAGUUUCCCCCCAUCUGCUUUAGAUCUAGGAAGUGGGACUGACAUGUUGGUGGUCUGUUUCCCCCGUCUGCUUUAGAUCAUGUUUGUAACCCAGGUCUUCUGCUUCCUUAGAACAGACCCCUAGUUGGAUUGACUCCUGGCCAUCGGGACCCUAUUUUGUUGUCUGACAUUUCAAAGAUUGUUUUCUGAUUUUACUGUCACACUUGUCAAUGAUUGUUCACCGAUUUUACUGUCACACUUGUCAAUGAUUGUUUUCCGAUUUUACUGUCACACUUGUCAAUGAUUGUUAACCGAUUUUACUGUCACACUUGUCAAUGAUGGUUUUCUGAUUUUUCUGUUGUUUUCUUUUGUCCUCAGCUGUGAUCUCCGAUGAAAGUGUUUUUCUGUUGUCCAAAAGUUUACCUCUGCUUGAAAAGAUUGAUCUGGGAUGGAACACAAGUAAGAGCUUUUAAUUUAAUGUCAGUUUCGGUCUGUUUCAAGUUUUGACCUGUUUCAAGUUUUGGCCUGUUUCAAGUUUUGGUCUGUUUCAAGUUUUGACCUGUUUCAAGUUUCGACCUGUUUCAAGUUUUGGUCUGUUUCAAGUUUUGAUCUGUUUCAAGUUUUGACCUGUUUCAAGUUUUUGACCUGUUUCAAGUUUUGACUUGUUUCAAGUUUUGACCUGUUUCAAGUUUUAUGUUAUUAUAACUGAUUGAUAAUUUAUCACUGCCAUCAUGAAGGAAAAAAAAAAAAGGUUGCUUUGGGAAAUAAUUGAGGAGACAAAAAUAGAUAAACUUGUUUCCUUUAUUAAAUGGUGAUAAUAGUAAAAAUGUCUUGAGUGCUGUUAAAUGUAACUUACUUGACUGCAUCAUUUAGAUAAACUUGUUUCCUUUAUUAAAUGGUGAUAAUAGUAAAAAUGCCAUGAGUGCUGUUACAUGUAACUUACUUGACUGCAUCAUUUAGAUAAACUUGUUUCCUUUAUUAAAUGGUGAUAAUAGUAAAAAUGCCAUGAGUGCUGUUACAUGUAACUUACUUGACUGCAUCAUUUAGAUAAACUUGUUUCCUUUAUUAAAUGGUGAUAAUAGUAAAAAUGUCUUGAGUGCUGUUAAAUGUAACUUACUUGACUGCAUCAUUUAGAUAAACUUGUUUCCUUUAUUAAAUGGUGAUAAUAGUAAAAAUGCCAUGAGUGCUGUUACAUGUAACUUACUUCACUGCGUCAUUUAGAUAAACUUGUUUCCUUUAUUAAAUGGUGAUAAUAGUAAAAAUGCCAUGAGUGCUGUUACAUGUAACUUACUUCACUGCAUCAUUUAGAUAAACUUGUUUCCUUUAUUAAAUGGUGAUAAUAGUAAAAAUGCCAUGAGUGCUGUUACAUGUAACUUACUUCACUGCAUCAUUUAGAUAAACUUGUUUCCUUUAUUAAAUGGUGAUAAUAGUAAAAAUGCCAUGAGUGCUGUUACAUGUAACUUACUUCACUGCAUCAUUUAGAUAAACUUGUUUCCUUUAUUAAAUGGUGAUAAUAGUAAAAAUGCCAUGAGUGCUGUUACAUGUAACUUACUUCACUGCAUCAUUUAGAUAAACUUGUUUCCUUUAUUAAAUGGUGAUAAUAGUAAAAAUGCCAUGAGUGCUGUUACAUGUAACUUACUUCACUGCGUCAUUUAGAUAAACUUGUUUCCUUUAUUAAAUGGUGAUAAUAGUAAAAAUGCCAUGAGUGCUGUUACAUGUAACUUACUUCACUGCGUCAUUUAGAUAAACUUGUUUCCUUUAUUAAAUGGUGAUAAUAGUAAAAAUGCCAUGAGUGCUGUUACAUGUAACUUACUUCACUGCGUCAUUUAGAUAAACUUGUUUCCUUUAUUAAAUGGUGAUAAUAGUAAAAAUGUCUUGAGUGCUGUUACAUGUAACUUACUUCACUGCGUCAUUUAGAUAAACUUGUUUCCUUUAUUAAAUGGUGAUAAUAGUAAAAAUGUCUUGAGUGCUGUUACAUGUAACUUACUUCACUGCGUCAUUUUAUAUAAUUUUUAAUUCAAGAAAUGAGUUUUGGAUUUUUUAAUCUUUAAUUAACAACAGUAUUUUUUCAGUUUUUUAAAAUUACUUUAAAUUACCCGUAGACUUUGAUAAGCUUAUAUCCUUAAUAUUUUGAAAUAUCAAUUUUAUUAGUCACUAAUCACAAAUUUAGUUCAACCUAUCCUAAAAUAUGACCCCUUAAAAAUCCCAAACGACUUGUUCAUUCCUUUUAGUAAAUAGCAACAUAAUGUGUGCUUGAAUUAAUGAUAUGAAAUUGCCAGAGCAACAGGGCUAAAAAGGUGUUGAACUUUGCACCUAGGAAUUGAACUUUGAACCUAAGAAAUGAACUUUGAACCCAAUGACGUUAAACAAAACACUUGUCAAUACCCUUAACCCGUUCACUUGAAUGAUGAUUUUAUGUAAACACAUAUUUAAUCCACCAUUGAUGCAUGCUAUUUCAGGUCUGACCAAUCAAUCUAUUCAAGCCUUACUGAGCAAUUGUAGACGCCUGACCACUGCUAUUUUAGAGGGUCUCAAGAUCACGUCAGCACCAUUCCUUCAAAUAAUUACUGGUCGGUUUGGCAUAGCUGUAAUAUAUGGAUGUAGUUCACCGGUUAUUGCUCAAACAAAUGGUAGCUUUACUGACAUUCAAUUAAUAUGUGGAGUGAUGUGUCAUGGAGAUGUGCUGCAAAUAUUCUAAUGAAAUGUGUUGGGAGGGUAGCCGUAGGAGCUUUCACCUUAAAUUUAUUAAAUAUUAAAAAAUGUUUUUGAUUUUUAAAUAACUUUUUCCUGAAAAUUGUAUUAUUUUAUUUUAAAAAUUCCAGUGCCAGAUGAACUGAAGAAAUUCUUGACAGAAGCUGUGAAUAAGAAAAUCCUUGCUCAUAAAGUUAGCCUGAAUGAUUUUAUUAUAAAGGUACAAACUACAAAUAUUAUAACGGUUUGUAAGAGAUUUAUCUGUGUAGAAAAACUGCUUGUAUAGACGCUGGCAAACCUAUCAAAUGGGGAUAAAGAACAUGUCAAUCUCUGUCUGAAAUUUAAUCUUUGAAGCAUUAUACUUUAUACUUAUAUGAUAUGUUUAAUAAUCACAUAUUGAAAGAGUUUUCUUGACAACAAUUGAAAGAAACAUUCUCACUUGGAAAAUGACCCCUUAAAAUGACCCCUUAAAAUGACCCCUUAAAAUGACUCCUUAAAAUGACCCCUUAAAAUGACCUCUUAAAAUGACCCAAGGGUGAACAGCAUCCUGAAAUGUAAUAAUCUAAAAAAAUGUCCUUAUGUUUUAAAAGAGAAAAAAACAAAACUAGCAGUUGCUAUCUAAGGGUUUAAAAUGGUCACAACUAAGCAUUCUAUUAAUACAUCACAACUAAAUCCUCCCAUCAGUCUAUCACAACUGAGGCCUCCCAUCAAUACAUCACAACUAAAUCCUCCCAUCAGUCUAUCACAACUGAGGCCUCCCAUCAGUCUAUCACAACUGAGGCCUCCCAUCAAUACAUCACAACUAAAUCCUCCCAUCAGUCUAUCACAACUGAGGCCUCCCAUCAAUACAUCACAACUAAAUCCUCCCAUCAGUCUAUCACAACUGAGGCCUCCCAUCAAGACAUCACAACUAAGGCCUCAUAUCAAUACUUCAUCAGCUUUCAGAGCUUCCAUGCCUGCCACACAGAUCCAUGAUGUACUGCACAGAACUGCAAAACUUGUCUCUCAAUUACUGUGACUUUGUAGAGGACGGGGAUCUGCAAGAAAUAGUCACA
Lymnaea stagnalis (great pond snail) is the source of this 7379-nucleotide messenger RNA. Lineage: Eukaryota; Metazoa; Mollusca; Gastropoda; Lymnaeidae. The record is from the annotation of a GenBank genome assembly.